AUGAGUUUCGCCGACAACGCCAAGCAACAGCUGCCCAGCGCCACAGAGCCCCAGGACAAGAAGUCCCAGACGUACUCCGAAUGGGCCAAAGACGCGUACAAUGCCAAAUACGAGCAAUGGAUGCCAUGGAUCGAAGACCAGUACCUUCGCUGGUUUGGCAAAGGCGAUAACAAGGCUUCGUACGCCACCAAAGACUCCCUCUCCAAGGCGAAGGUGACUGGUGUCGACCAGGUCGAUCAGGCUCAAGACGAUGUCUCAAACUUGGCCGGCAACCAGGUCGGUGAUAAGGGACUGCUCGCGCCUGUCGGGCAGGCUGUCUCCAAGGAGGGGAUUAACCGCGCUGAACGCAACGGGAAGGAGGAGAACGGUUCUUACGGAGGGCCUGCUGCGUCUUUCGUGGAUACUGGCAAGAGUGGCGCUGAGGCUGUUGGCUCGGGGCUUGCUUCUGGGGGUGAGUCGGCCAAGAAUACCGUGUCUGGUGGUGCGACGGGCUUGUUGGGUGGGGAAUAG
This is a messenger RNA of Penicillium chermesinum, 510 nucleotides long. RefSeq lists its product as uncharacterized. The coding region runs from base 1 to 510 and encodes 169 amino acids. The record is from RefSeq and is a predicted model, not a curated record. Lineage: Eukaryota; Fungi; Ascomycota; Eurotiomycetes; Eurotiales; Aspergillaceae. The transcript is spliced from 2 exons.